This is a messenger RNA of Nicotiana attenuata, 2019 nucleotides long. RefSeq names its product asparagine--tRNA ligase, chloroplastic/mitochondrial. The transcript has 15 exons. The record is from RefSeq and is a predicted model, not a curated record. Lineage: Eukaryota; Viridiplantae; Streptophyta; Magnoliopsida; Solanales; Solanaceae. Gene Ontology annotation, biological process: asparaginyl-tRNA aminoacylation. Gene Ontology annotation, molecular function: nucleic acid binding; asparagine-tRNA ligase activity; ATP binding. Gene Ontology annotation, cellular component: mitochondrion. The coding region runs from base 95 to 1813 and encodes 572 amino acids.
AGACGCCCGGGUUUGUAUUGCUGAGCGGAUAGCCGGAUAUGGGUUAGUGAAAAACCAGUGGCAGCAGUAGCGAUACAAAAGACUUGCUGAAAAAAUGGCUGGUGCUCUGUCUCCAGCCACCACUCUCCGCCUUAAACCAUUGUACGCCGUUCGCUUCUUCACUCAAUCCCGCAAACCCAUCAAAAUCUUAAACCCCAAUUUCUACUCAUCCUUCCCCCUUAAGCUGCACACCAAUUCAAUUCCAGCACCCUACUUAUGCCGUCAACGGAGCUUUUGCUCUGUUGUCUCCGCCGCUAUUUCCUCCGGAGAAGCAGUUGAAAAACCCAAAUUUGAGCAAAAAGAGGGUGUAAAAACUGAGCAAGUUAGGGAAUUUAAAAAAAGGUUGAGUAUUGCUGACAUAAAAGGAGGGCCUGACGAAGGUUUGGAGCGGCUCGGCGAGACAUUGGUGGUUAGAGGUUGGGUUCGUACGGUUAGGGCUCAGAGCAGCGUUACGUUUAUUGAUGUUAAUGAUGGUUCUUGUCUUUCAAAUAUGCAAUGUGUUAUGGGCUCUGAUGCUGAGGGUUAUGAUCAGGUAGACAAUGGUUCAAUUUCAACUGGUGCAUCAGUAUGGAUAGAAGGUACUGUGGUCGGUAGUCAAGGAUCAAAGCAGAAAAUAGAGUUGAAGGUUCAGAAGCUUGUAGUGGUUGGUAAAAGCGAUCCUUCUUUCCCUAUCCAGAAGAAAAGGGUCAGCAGAGAAUUUUUGAGGACGAAAGCUCACCUUCGCCCUCGAACUAAUACUUUUGGUGCGGUUUCAAGGGUGAGAAAUGCUUUGGCCUAUGCUACACACAAGUUUUUCCAAGAAAAUGGCUUUGUUUGGGUCUCAAGUCCAAUAAUCACUGCUUCUGACUGUGAAGGAGCUGGUGAGCAAUUCCGUGUGACCACCUUGAUCCCGACCACAAAAGAAGGUGGAGAUUCACCAGUUAAUGCUAUCCCUACUACUGAAUCUGGUUCUGUCGACUGGUCGCAAGACUUCUUUGGGAAACAAGCAUUUUUAACAGUGUCCGGGCAACUCAAUGGCGAAACAUAUGCUACUGCUCUCUCCGAUAUCUAUACUUUUGGCCCCACAUUUAGAGCAGAAAAUUCCAACACUUCCAGACACUUAGCUGAGUUUUGGAUGAUCGAACCAGAACUAGCUUUUGCGGAUUUGGAUGAUGACAUGGCCUGUGCUACUGCCUAUCUCCAGUAUGUAGUGCAAUAUGUGUUGGAGAAUUGCAAAGAAGAUAUGGAUUUUUUCAAUACUUGGAUUGAGAAAGGGAUCAUCAAUAGACUAAGUGAUGUUGUUGAGAAGAACUUUGUGCAGUUGACGUACACGGACGCUGUUGAGCUUCUAUUAAAAGCAAAAAAGAAGUUUGAUUUCCCGGUGAAAUGGGGAUGUGAUUUGCAAAGUGAGCAUGAACGAUAUAUCACCGAGGAGGCUUUUGGUGGAUGCCCUGUAAUUAUUAGAGACUAUCCGAAGGACAUCAAAGCAUUUUACAUGCGACAGAAUGAUGAUGGAAAGACUGUUGCAGCCAUGGAUAUGUUGGUACCUCGGGUCGGGGAACUUAUUGGUGGAAGUCAAAGGGAGGAACGCCUUGAUUACCUAGAAGAACGCUUGGAUAACUUGAAUCUCAACAAAGAAAGCUUUUGGUGGUAUCUUGAUCUGCGUCGUUAUGGUUCAGUUCCUCAUGCUGGAUUUGGAUUAGGCUUCGAAAGGCUCGUACAAUUUGCAACUGGAAUAGACAACAUAAGAGAUGCAAUACCUUUCCCUCGGACACCCGGUUCUGCUGAAUUUUGAUUUUUGACACUCCAACUGUACUAUUAAUAUAUCUUGAAAAGAAGCUGGAUCAGUCAUAAAGGUGCAAUUUCACCGAUACUAAGCUUGGAAGUUAGUCAUUGUACCAUACCAAUCUUUUGUGUUCAUAAAGACCUGACAAGUUGCUCGGUCUAACGUACCGUUGCCAUUAAUGGAAAUCAAUUUAGACUCUUGCGAGGUGCACGUUA